This is a messenger RNA of Leptomonas pyrrhocoris, 1066 nucleotides long. RefSeq lists its product as hypothetical. The record is from RefSeq and is a predicted model, not a curated record. Gene Ontology annotation, cellular component: nucleus; ERCC4-ERCC1 complex; nucleotide-excision repair factor 1 complex. Gene Ontology annotation, molecular function: damaged DNA binding; single-stranded DNA binding. The coding region runs from base 182 to 1066 and encodes 294 amino acids. NCBI's taxonomy places the organism in Eukaryota, Euglenozoa, Kinetoplastea, Trypanosomatida, Trypanosomatidae. The transcript has a single exon. Gene Ontology annotation, biological process: UV-damage excision repair; mitotic recombination; meiotic mismatch repair.
GGCGCUGCGUGCGGCUACGUAAACGCGACAUUCUCACAGAUACGUUCAUCUCGCUUGGUGCUCUUCGUUCCCUGUCUUCUUCAUUAUUAUUUUUUCUGUCGGCAGCUCACCUCAUGAGCGGGUGCGUUCUGACGUUCGCCGCGCUUGUGCAUUGACUUCCACCACGGCGUACAACUCCUCGAUGAGUUCGCACACGAUCGUCUGCAGCUCUCGAUGGGCGCGGCACGAGGUGACGCAGACGCUGCUCCAGCGCCGCAUUGGGGUAGAGGUCAACAGCGGCCUUCACUACUGCGACUUUGUUUGUGGGGCAUCCUCGGUGCUCUACUACGAACUGCAAAGCGCCGAGGCCCACCGCGACCAGGCCCUCAUCGUCUCCCGCCUUGCAGAGGCGCGACGGCAGUGUGGCACGCAACCCGUCAUCUUGAUGGUCUGGAUGACCAAUCCCGAGCCGUCUCUGGAGGUGCUGUCGUGGCUCAACUUGGAGUGCGGCGUCGCCCAGCAAUGCGGCUUGCUGCUCGUGUGGAGCGUGGAGGACGUCGUGCAGUUUCUCGCCAGCCUCGUUGCUUCUGCUGUCACGUCACUCGAGUUCAGUGUCGCUGCCCAUCAGGAUGUGCGUGACGCCCCACUGCCGGUGCUCAUCGACGCUCUCACACAAACCCCGCAAAUCGUCACCCGUAACGACGUCGUGCGCAUUGCGAACCGCAAAACGUGCCUGGCCGAUGUGUUGAUGAGUGAGGCGGGGGAUUGGGAGGGCAUAGCGGGGUUGGGGCACAAGAAGGCGACGCGCCUGCAGCACCUCUUUCGGAUGCCUUUCCUCUCUUCGCAGCAAACUGUCGAGUCGUUCAUCAACAACGGCGACGCGCAGGACAGCUUUAGAAGUGCCUCCUUUGCGGCAGCGCCAGCGGUAAACUCGACUGAGAUACUGGUGUUACCUUCUGCAGACGACGAACGUCUUGCGCCAGCGCUUUCAUCAAAUCAGGAAAGCGGUUCAACCACUCUUGGAAAGGAUGGCAUGCUGCAGGCCUUACAACGCAAACGCGACGAAGAGGACGCUGAGGACGUCUAG